UCCCUUUCCGGGUGCGGGUCCCCGGGUGGAGCGGCGGGACGGCGCGGCGGCGGCGGCAGCGGGCGGGCGCGGGGCGCGUGUCAUGGCGGAGCUGGCGCAGGGGCAGAGCGCGGCGCCCGUGGGAAUUAAGCCCGAGGGCUUCGUCGAUGCCCUGCACCGGGUCCGGCAGAUUGCUGCUAAAAUUGGAGAUAUUCCUCACUUGAAUAAUUCUACAACACUCGUGGACCCGUCAGUUUACGGUUAUGGAGUGCAGAAACGGCCCCUUGAUGAUGGAGGUCUCCGUGUAAGUGGGCUCCAUGGAGCACAGAUAAGAGAUACAGAGAGAAUAGGUAACCAGUUAGGGGCCCUGGUACAUCAAAGGGCUGUAAUAACAGAAGAUUUCAAAGUGCCUGAUAAAAUGGUUGGAUUUAUAAUCGGCAGGGGAGGUGAGCAGAUCUCACGGAUUCAGAUCGAGUCUGGCUGCAAAAUUCAAAUUGCUCCAGACAGUGGUGGGAUGCCUGAGAGGCCCUGUGUGCUCACCGGGACGCCAGAGAGCAUUGAACAAGCAAAACGGCUACUGGGGCAGAUUGUAGAUCGCUGUCGGAACGGACCUGGUUUUCACAACGAUGUUGAUGGCAACAGUACGAUUCAGGAGAUUUUGAUCCCGGCAUCCAAAGUGGGUCUAGUCAUCGGCAAAGGAGGUGAAACAAUAAAACAGUUGCAGGAGCGAACAGGUGUGAAAAUGAUCAUGAUCCAAGAUGGUCCGAUGCCAACUGGAGCAGAUAAACCUCUCCGUAUUACUGGAGAUGCAUUUAAAGUACAGCAAGCAAGGGAAAUGGUACUGGAGAUCAUCCGAGAGAAAGAUCAGGCAGACUUCCGAGGCGUACGCAAUGAUUUCAGUUCUAGAAUGGGAGGAGGCAGCAUAGAGGUCUCUGUGCCCAGGUUUGCUGUUGGAAUUGUGAUAGGAAGAAAUGGAGAAAUGAUCAAAAAGAUUCAGAAUGAUGCUGGAGUUAGGAUUCAAUUUAAACCAGAUGAUGGGAUUAGUCCUGAAAGAGUCGCACAGGUCAUGGGGCUUCCCGAUAGGUGUCAACAUGCAGCACACAUCAUCAGUGAGCUUAUUCUCACAGCACAGGAACGAGAUGGCUUUGGAAGUUUGGCUGUCGCCCGGGGAAGAGGUCGUGGCCGUGGGGACUGGAGCGUUGGAACACCUGGGGGCAUGCAGGAAAUAACCUACACGGUGCCAGCUGACAAGUGCGGCCUUGUUAUAGGCAAAGGUGGUGAGAACAUCAAGAGCAUAAACCAGCAGUCAGGAGCCCACGUGGAGCUCCAGAGAAAUCCACCUCCAAACACAGACCCUGGUGUACGAAUAUUCACAAUCAGAGGAGUUCCCCAGCAAAUUGAACUCGCUAGACAUCUCAUAGAUGAGAAAGUUGGUGGUACCAGCAUGGGUGGACCUGGAGGAUUUGGUCAGAGUCCGUUCAACCAAGCACCCACUACACCUCAUCAAAAUGGUCCUCAGGCGUUCAUGACGCAGGGUUGGGGCAGUACCUACCAGACGUGGCAGCAGCCUGGACAGCAAGUCCCAAAUCACAGUGGUACCCAGUCAGGCCAGGUGGAGUUCACCAAGGCAUGGGAGGAUUAUUAUAAGAAACUAGGCCAACAGAGCCAGCAGCAGAACAGCCAUCCCGAUUACAGCAAAGCAUGGGAGGAGUAUUACAAAAAACAGAGUCACGCCGCCAGCGCCGCUUCUCAGGCGAGCUCCCAGCCGGACUACACGAUGGCCUGGGCGGAGUAUUACAGACAGCAGGCUGCCUACUACGGGCAGACACUAGGGCAGGCGCAGGCCCACAGCCAGGAGCAGUAGAACAACGUCCUCACAGCAAUUAUUGGUAUUUUGGUUGGGUUUUUUUUUUUUUGUUUUUUGUUUUUUGUUUUUUUUUUUCCCUCGGAAUCAUUGUGGAAGAAAACCUUUUUUGUAACAGAGGUUUCUAGAUUUGCAACGUUUUGAUGAAGACUUUUCUGUUGGUUUGUGAAACACUAGCCGUAGGAUAAUCGAUACUGAACUUUUCUAAGAAUCAGGAGCAAUGAGUAACCUACUAAACUUUUACGGACACGCUGGUCAUUUUUGUUUCUAAAUUUGUACAAAACAAACACACACAGACACACACACACACACACAAAGCUCCGGGAUGCCCUUAGGAUGAAGCCGGGGAAGCUGCCGCCCGCACCCGGAGCUCUGACAUUUCAAUGCGUGCGUGCUCUCGCUGUUCUUCGGGUGGGGUUUGCUGGGGUUUUUCUUUUUUUUUUUUU
Molecule: messenger RNA, 2289 nt
Organism: Numida meleagris (helmeted guineafowl)
Lineage: Eukaryota; Metazoa; Chordata; Aves; Galliformes; Numididae
Gene: FUBP3
Product: far upstream element binding protein 3
Exons: 20
Coding region: 83-1843 (586 amino acids)
Biological process (GO): regulation of gene expression
Cellular component (GO): nucleus; cytoplasm
Molecular function (GO): mRNA binding
Source: RefSeq, a predicted model, not a curated record